Trichophyton rubrum CBS 118892 is the source of this 6255-nucleotide messenger RNA. RefSeq names its product CAMK/CAMKL/KIN4 protein kinase. Gene Ontology annotation, cellular component: cytoplasm. The transcript has 2 exons. NCBI's taxonomy places the organism in Eukaryota, Fungi, Ascomycota, Eurotiomycetes, Onygenales, Arthrodermataceae. Bases 432 to 3983 code for a protein of 1183 amino acids. The record is from RefSeq and is a predicted model, not a curated record. Gene Ontology annotation, molecular function: ATP binding; tau-protein kinase activity; protein serine/threonine kinase activity. Gene Ontology annotation, biological process: intracellular signal transduction; protein phosphorylation; microtubule cytoskeleton organization.
GAGAGCCGCAGACAUCAGCUAGACACUGGUCCUGAGAAGCAUCUUGCAGUAAGUGUCCCUUUUAUCUUUUGUCUUUUGUCCUGUUGCUAUGUUGUACUGUGUGUGUUGCUGUGCUAGCGCGUUGUUGGAGUGAGGUUGGGCUGGCCCAAAAAAGAAACACCCUGAUAUCUUCUUCUCCUUCACAAUAUCACAACAUCCUCAGCUUCACCCGCGCAGCACCUCUGGCUUUGUUGUUUACCUAGACAAGACGCGUUGUUCCAGCCAAUUCUUAUGACUUAGAGUGUUAACAAGACCUUCUAGAGCUCUGCUGUUUUAGACUCCUUUCUGGUAACGCCUGCGACAUCAUACUCUACGCGCUGCAGCGUUGCUACCAGCCUGACAACCUCUAUACCUCCCACACCCCCCAAGCAGCCUCUUCCCAAGGGAAAGGCAUGUCUUCUUCACUGCAGGCCAGCCCGCAGUUGAAUCCUCCGCAGCUUGGAAGCCAGUACAUGCAUCCCCCCACGUCGAACGGCCAGCAGUACCACCCGCCGGGAUCCCCUCUGUCGCCAGUACAAUACCCCCAUGGACGAGACAAUUCGGGCUACAAUGAGAGCUCGCCAGCCUCCCAGCGUCUGCAUCCGUCUGCUGCGUCACCGGGAAUGAGUGGCAGCCAGGAUUACGCAUCGCCGGUCACUCCACCAGGCAAGCCUGGCUCCACCAGUCCGCGAGCCCGGCCAGGGACCGCUGACAAUAGCUAUGGAAGCCCUCCUAUUCCUCCACCGCGCUCCUCGUCCAACAACAAGGCCCAUGUUAGCCCGCAGGAUGUCUCGUCCAGACAGGGUAAACGUCGUGAGAACGGCAGGAGCCAUGGUGAUAGCCAGCAGAGGGCCAAGGAUGAUAUGAGCCCUCCCACCAGCAAGCCCCGCCGUAAGACCCCCCAUUCACCAGAGGGCCCACAGAGAGCUGCGAGUACUCGAGAGCCUAGGGACUACUCCAAUGUCGGUGCGCUGGAGAGCCGAUCUGAAGCUGCCAUGGGUCCCAGCUCUAUUCCAACUGGGCCUGUGCAUGAACCAAGUGUCGUGCUUGAUCGUAUGAUCGUGACAAAUCCAGAUAUUGAUAUUGCGCGAGCUCAACAACGCCAGGAAAAUAUACAUAUUGAUACCAGACAUGCUCCUACUAGCUCUGGAUACCCUGAUGAAGCAGACCUCCAAGAAGAUGAGGAUGAAGGGGCGAACAUCCCCAAAAGCAGACAUGAUGGCUCCAGCGGAAAGCGAAAGGAAACCUCCUUUGGCGACUACAUCCUCGGCCAGACCCUCGGAGAAGGCGAAUUUGGCAAAGUGCGACUUGGCUGGAAACGAGACGGAAGCGUACAGGUUGCCAUCAAACUGAUCCGCCGUGAAACCCUGGGUUCCAAUCCUGGCCGUCUGCCCAAGAUCAACCGUGAAAUAUCCGUUCUCAAGAAGCUCUCCCACCCAAACAUUGUCCGCAUCCAUGAAAUCGUUCACACAGACCGUCACAUUGGCAUCAUCCUCGAGUACGCCUCGGGUGGUGAACUCUUCGACUACAUUCUUAACCAUCGUUACCUAAAGGACAAUGCCGCUCGUCGCCUGUUCGCCCAGCUAGUCUCCGGAGUUGGCUACCUUCACAAAAUGGGCAUCGUCCACCGUGAUCUGAAACUAGAAAAUUUGCUUUUAGACCGAAACCGCAACAUUAUCAUUACAGAUUUUGGGUUUGCGAAUACAUUUAACCCAAGUGACGAACUGAGUGAGGAGAUUGAAUACAAUCUCACCAACCGAGACUUCGUCAAGCAGAUGCGCCUGGACCGCACUGAUGCCAACGGACUCAGACGCGGAGAUCUCAUGCAGACCAGCUGUGGCAGUCCAUGUUACGCUGCUCCCGAGCUUGUCGUUAGUGACUCGCUCUACACAGGGCGAAAAGUGGACGUCUGGAGCUGUGGUGUCAUUCUCUACGCAAUGCUAGCCGGAUAUCUCCCUUUCGAUGAUGAUCCAGCAAACCCAGACGGAGAUAACAUCAAUCUCCUGUACAAGUACAUUGUGACAACUCCUCUCACAUUCCCUGAAUAUGUCACUCCGCACGCCCGUGACCUCCUACGCCGCAUUUUAGUGCCCGAUCCUCGAAAGCGUGCCGAUCUCUUUGAAGUCGCCCGUCACAGCUGGCUCGCUGAAUAUGCCACGGUUGUCUCUCAUAUCACUAGCAGCACUACGGAUGUAGCAGACAUUGCAAACACAACCGUUCCCUCCGAAGAAGAAAAGAGAGACACACCGCUUCUCGAGCGUAGUGCAUCUGUCCGAGAACCACCAAAGCCUCAUCAUGUACAGAACAAUACCGCCGUCCUUGGUGGGCUUACCCAGCAGCCAGGACAGGUGUCACAGACGCCAGAAGAGAAACCUAAACGCACUCGAGAUGCCAAACGUAGAACUGUGCAGGUUGAAUACGUUGCUCCUCAGUCGUCAACCGCUCGAGGUGGCUCCACCUCCGACCAGCAAAGCUCUCCUGGUCAAGCAUCCCCCGUUGCUCCAGUUUCGGCUCCAACUGCAGCUCCCGCAACCACUCGCACAUCUGCUGCGUCAACCGGCGCCAUCAAAGGCGAGCCACAACUUGACAAGCCGCUUCCCAAACCUGUUAUUGAUCGUAACCGUGAGAGAAUGGGCUAUACCAACAAUUAUGCAGACCGCAAUCAAGGUAUGACGAGGCCAAAAUCAAGAGACGUUGCACGGUCUGUAUCAGAAUUAACUGGUGCUUUCUCUGGGACUCAAGGCUCCCAAAUCCCUACAGGAAGACCCCAGACUGGAGGCUCCAUGGCUUCGGCUGGCCGAAUGGAUUCUCGGCUACCAUCCCGAGGGUCUUACAGUCAACCUGUUGCACCCGCCGUUGCUGCUACCAACGUACAAGGAAAGCUCGCACAGCCAAAGAACGGCAAGGCAUACAACAUUUCAGCCCCUAUGCCUGCAUCGCAUGGACAGAUUUCCGCUUCCGUGGGCCAUCCAACUACUGUAUCUGGUGCCCCAACUGGACCAGCUCAACAGACAUCGAAGAGCCACAAGCGAUCCAGCACUGUUACUAGUAUCAGUGAGAAACUUUUUGGAAGACCGGCAUCCUCUAUCUUCGGAGGUAAAUCUUCCACCCCCGGUUCUCCUCGUCUGAAACAAGGCAAGCGUUAUCCUCCCACCAGCAUGAAGGAUCCUUAUGUAAUGAUGGAUGAACCACGCGCAUCCAUUGAUUCCAGACGUUCCAUCUCGCAUGCCUUUAGGAGACAGAGUGAUGCUCAUAAUGUCUCUCGUCCCCGCCGAUUCUCCCUGCUCCCCACAUUUUCAAAAUUCUCCUCAAGCAAAGAGCAUCAACCUGUCGAAGAGCCUGGUCCCACUCAUGUUGAUGACUCCAUGUAUUUUCAGCAAACAGAACAACAACCACAGCAGCAGCCUCAGCGAGAGCGGCGCCUAUCCACUGCUCCUGCAGCUGUGACUGCAACUCUGGCACCGACCAACGAUCAAGAUAGUGACCUGUACAAAGACCGAGUUUCAGUCUCUAGAGACCAUCAGAUUGAUGCACUGAACUUGUCUGCUCAGAUUGACCGUCAGUUUGCCAAUCUACACAGUAGCCAGGAGGGCCAGAUCAACAAUACCUUUGAGCCCACUUAUCCACAAUCCCAUCACCGUGAUGACCAAAUGUUCGGUGUUGCAAGCUCAAGCUCUCAGCCACUCCAGCAGCAAGGGUAUUCCGAUGCUCAUUCUCAGGGCUUUGACCAGGACCACCAACCACCGCAACAGUAUGAUCAUCAGUUUGACAAUGGUUCUCGCCCAUCAAUGCAAGCCGGCCGACAACCGAGAAACAAUGUUCUCCAGAAAGGCCACCGCAAGUUCGCCGAUGCUUAUGAGUUCGAGCAGGCUCCUUCGCAUACCUCCGGAAGCUCAGGCGCUGCGAGAAAGGUGAUGGAUUUCUUCAGACGACGUGGAAAAGCCAGAGCUGGUGAAGACCGGUAGCCCGCCCCCUCAUAUUUCUAUCAAACUGAAAAAAAAAAAAGCAAAAAACGGUCAAUACACACACAUAGUUGAUAAACUGAACAAAUAGCCGGAAACAUGCAACUCAGCUCAGAUCCAACCAGACCAACACAAUGAGAUAUCCAUGUCUGUCUCAAUUUUUUUUUCUCAGAAUUGUUCGCAACACUGCAAGCGCGCACGGCUUUUAUUGAUACCUCUUUAAUUCCAAUUUGUCUUGGUUUGCGUUCCCGCUUCUACUUUUGAUACCCCUUUGUGCCCCUUGUCAAAUCUGCAAUUGGCCGUUUUAUCAUUCACCACCUGCAUUUGAUGCACCAAUUGUCUGUCUCCGCUCAAUACAACAAAAAGGGUGAUACUUUCGAUAUUUUCCACCUCAUCAAACCGAACCUCCGUACAUUGGAGUUGGAACCAGGCCGUCGACCAUUCGAUUUUAAUAUCAAGAGGGUCAGCUUAAGGAGAGAGAAAAGGUUAGAAAAAAGGAGGGUUGAUCGAAGAAUCAGAAGGAUGUUGAGUUUGAGCAGUACAGUCCGGCUAAAUGAUGAAGUCGGUGGAGUAAGGGGAUGAUUGGUAUCCCUUUAUUCUUUUCCAUUUUUUCCUUUGUUAUAUUUUCCUUUUUUUUUACUCUUUUCAUUUUAUUUUCUUCUCCCAGUGUUCCAUUUUGUUCAUUGAUUGGUCAUUGUACAACAGAUGGGAUCUUUUUUCGUGUUUCCCCCUUUUAUUCCUUGUCUCUGUUGGUGUUGGGGUUUCAUUUAUAGUUCUUUGAUUUUUCUUUUCCCAUUCAAUAUGUCUGUGUCUUUUUCUGUCUGGCCAUCACCUUCAUCGAGCUUUCUAUCCUCCCUUGCCAGAUUUUGCAUGUUACCCUCUUCUAGCCUCCCGUACCAUACCCACAAGCCUCUUGCUUUGCAACUACAUAUUUCCACCCUACCCCUUGAUCAUCCCCCGAUUCCAUACUCGCUCCCCCUUUGCCUUUCUCGUACCAAAGCAAUAUGGAAGCAAACAAAUGACGGAACAAAAACAGGGCUGUACACGAAUCCGAGACCAUGGAGGAGGAAAAGAAUAAGUGAGAACAGAAUACACUUUUCAUGUCUCAUAAUUUCCUUUUACCUUGUCUAUUUGUUUAAUUUUAAUGCUUUGUUUCCCCCCCAGGCAGCCAGCCUCUUUAACCUCUUCGUUUCUUGUUGUCUAUAAAUCCAUAGCUGCGUUUUAGUACUUAGUUAGGCCUCCUUUUUCUUCCUCUCUUCUUACCCCCCGUCCGCCAGCUGGGUCAGACAGAAUCCGCUUGCCUUGUUCUUUACGUCCUUUUACAUAUCUGCUGGCCUGCUUACCUUUUAGCAUACCACUCUGUUCAUCUACUUCUGCACAGUUGCCGGUUGUUAACAACGCAGGCCCUGAGUUGGCAAAUGAUUUAGCCGUUGAAAUUCUAAUAUUAAUGAGGCAUGCAUUGUCACCCUGUCCAACAUCAUAAGUGGCCAAUUGUUGAUACCAUCUUUCUUCCAUCCGCCCUUGCGUUUCUUUAUAAUCUCGAUGUAGACAUAAGCCAGGUAUUGCGCUGUUUAUUCAAUUACAUACCCAGAGUAUGUGGAUAUUGAGAGAAGACCGCGUUUACAAUUUCCCAUAUAGUCUGGCUAUUCAAUCAGAGAUUUCCAGGCAGAUCUCUUGCUGUCUUCAUGAUUCCUGGCCUCGACUGUGGUGUUUCUCUUGCGAAAGGGCCGGCUUCAUCACUUGACAUGUUUCAAUAUAUCUAAUGGAGGGGGCCAGGACUUCCGCUAGUUAUGGACAAGUUGAAUAUACCGCUCUACUAUAGCCAAUCUCCUAGGAUAUAGUUAUAUUUGUCUAUAAAUACGUCGCAAAUAUAUUUUUAUGCUUAGCAUAUUAUUUGUGUAAUAACUAAGAUAGAUAUAGUUACGUGUCUGGGCAAGCUGGCUUUCCGCAUGUAACUGUUUGUAUCCAAUAAACUCGUCUCUCCAUGUCCCGCUCCUGGCCUAUACUUCGCUUUUGGCCUCCCUAUUUGCCCGUUCUCUAGGUUUGCUACCGAUAGAGGUCCAAUUUACCCCAGAGCUUGAGCCAUCCAGGUGGUUAAGAAGAUCCGACCCAAGCCCGCCAAACGGCUUGGUACCUGGAACCAUUAGAAGAUCGAUCCAAUAUUGACGGGAUAAUACUCUCCGUUCAAGGACUUGUCAAAUAGUUGCACACCGAGUGUCAACUAUGGGUGACCUCAUACCUGCUGAGCGGAAACUAUACUCAUCGAAGCAGGGCC